AUGUUGGACUUUAUGGAUAGUGUGCAGCAUGCAUUCUACGAGGCAUCCAGCUGGAACGUGGACAAUUCCUAUGGCGCACUGAACUCGUCGGCACGAGCAUUGCUCGACUUUGACAUACCCAGAGGUCUGCGCAUGCAGAUUUCCUCUCUAGCCGCCCCCAACUUUGCAACAUCGUACACACUAGGCAGCGUAGGCGUAGUGGAUGGCUCAGUGUCCUACCUGUACUCGUCGCUACCACUGCAGAAGGACUUCAGGACGUCCCAUAUUGACCUGCACAAUGUCAUACGAGGCUACAAGCAUGUACAAGAGCUGCGGAGACCGGACGAGAAGUGGUGGUGGGAGGUUUGGCAUGCUGGUCAAAGGGUAGACCGCAAGAAUACUCUCUUGUAUGGCCGCAUAUUCCUACCACAGCAGAGGCUCGAAGCCCUGUACUUGCGCCGCCUCGCCCCUACACGACAGCUCAGGAUCGCCGCCGUCAGCGACUCCAAUCUCAACAAUGGCGGGACGAUCCUGACACUCUUGCAAAACGACUUCGGCAAAUACAGCACGGAAUACAUGUACAGCACAGACUCAGCGUUGAUGGGCGUCCGGGGUCUCUACAACUUCGGUCCAGGCCCCAAAGAUGCGUCCACAGAACCGCUCGCUGCAGAGCAAGUGGGUCCUGUGGAUGGUCGCUUCAGUGCAGGCGCAGAGCUGUACUAUGGCAUACUGAACAAGAGCGGGGGUAUCAGCACAGGGGUGAGGUUCGCCACCCUGCCCAACCAUGCGGGCUUUCCGUAUACCAUGACGCUCACGCUCAAUCCGUUGAUGGGAAAUCUUUCUUCCACUUAUGCCGUCAAGGCUGGCCCCAACCUGGCCCUUUCCUCUCGCUUCGACUUCAAUUUCUAUUCGUAUGAAAGCGAGCUGCAGCUCGGGUGCGAGCUUUGGCGUAUUCGCAACACAACCGACGUAGACUGGGCGAUCAAGAAGCUGCGUCCAGAUUGGAAACGCUCAACAGUUUCUCCAGAUGACGACGUCUCUGGAGUGCUCAAGGCUAGGGUCGAUCAGGACUGGCGCAUUGGGGUGUUGUGGGAGGGCAGGAUUAAGGAGCUGCUAUUCACGCUCGGUGCAAGUCUGGACCUGAAGAAGAGAGAGCAGAUGGUCCGUUCUGUCGGUGUUGAGCUGCAGUACUCGUCAUGA
This is a messenger RNA of Alternaria burnsii, 1179 nucleotides long. RefSeq lists its product as uncharacterized. Bases 1 to 1179 code for a protein of 392 amino acids. NCBI's taxonomy places the organism in Eukaryota, Fungi, Ascomycota, Dothideomycetes, Pleosporales, Pleosporaceae. Gene Ontology annotation, cellular component: ERMES complex; SAM complex. Gene Ontology annotation, biological process: mitochondrial outer membrane translocase complex assembly; establishment of mitochondrion localization; phospholipid transport. The transcript is spliced from 3 exons. The record is from RefSeq and is a predicted model, not a curated record.